AAUAAAGUAUCAUGAAGAUCUGCAACAUAAGAAUAAACUGAAAAAGUACAACAAAUUAAAAUAUGGUUGCAAUGUGCAACAUAAACAGAAACUGAAAGAGUACAGCAGGUUGAGAUAUUGUACUAAUGAAACAUAUAAGUUUAAAAUAAAGGAAAGAAGUAAGAUAAAGUAUGCAAAAAAUCCAUUACAUAAAGAAAAUAUGAAAAAAUAUAACAAAACGAAGAAAGAGCACCUAAAACAAAAACAACAGUUGUUCGAUGUUGUUAAAAACAACUUUGCACAAAAGGUUAAUUCAGACCUAGACUUUGUUUGUUGUGUUUGUCACAGAUUGUUAUUUAGGCAACAAGUGUUAUGUUGUCAAAGAGAUCAUUACAAUCAAAAUUCAAGCACAGCGUUAUUAGCUCAGAAAUGUAUUACUGAUGUGUUUUUACACAAGUGCAACAAUGAAUGUGUUCUGCCUUGUAAAUUGAUGAAAUCAAAUAAAGGUCAGCUUUGGAUUUGCUUUACUUGUCACUCUAAAUUGAAAAGGGGUGAAAUGCCAGCAGAAAGUGCCAUUAACAAUCUAGAACUACAACCUAUACCAGAAGAGUUGUGUUCUCUUAAUAGUUUAGAACAACAUUUAAUAGCAUUGCAUAUUCCAUUUAUGAAGAUGUUGGCAUUACCAAAAGGUGGUCAAAAUGGAGUACAUGGUCCUGUGACAUGCUGUCCAGCUAAUCUUAAACACACAACAAAUGUUUUGCCCAGAACAAAUACUGACAAUUCAUUAGUGUGCAUCAAGUUAAAACGCAAAUUAACAUAUAAAGGUCAUUAUAAAUAUCAGUAUGUUGAUGCAAAUAAUAUUAAACUGGCAUUGUGUUACUUAAAAAAACAUAACAAGUAUUAUUCAGAUGUAAUGUUUAAUGAAGAUUGGUUAAAUGAGUUUCAUAGGCAAGAUAUUGCAGAAAAUGAUGAUAAUAGCAUAGAGGAGACUAAUGUGGAAAAUGCAAAUGAUGAUGAGGAGUUACAUGACAGACAACAGCACUGUGUUUUUAUGGACACUUGCUUACAACCAGUUGAUAUUGGGCAAGAAGUACUUGAUCAAUAUGUUGACAAUAUCUUGAGCGUGGCACCUGCUGAAGGAAACAAUCCUGUGAAACUGCUUACAGAUGAAACUAAUGAGGCAAAAUGUUUUCCUGUUUUAUUUCCUAACGGUUGUCCAACAUAUCAUGACAAAAGGGCAAAGAGAUUAACACUAUCAAGAUAUUUUAACAAUAGAAUAUUACAUGCAGAUGGAAGAUUUGCACAAAAUACUGAAUACAUUUUUUUUGCACAAUAUUUAUCAGAGGUACAACAGGUUUUAUCUAAUGUCUCCAUAGCUCUAAGAAAAGGGCAAGGAUGUCAUAAGUCCAUAUCAAAUGACAUGUUUAAAGACACAGACUCUUUGAAAAAAAUACUUAAUUUUGAUGAAGGCUAUAGGUUUUUAAAGCCAAUAAGAGGCACCCCUGCAUUUUGGCAAGGUGUGCAAAAAGAUUUGUUUGCAAUGGUUCGACAGCUGGGCAUUCCCACAUGGUUUUGUUCAUUUUCAUCUGCUGACAUGAGAUGGACCAAUUUGAUGUCAAGCAUUUUAAAACAAGAAGGAAGAGUAGAAACAUCAGAUCAGUUAGAAUGGUCUGAAAGAUGUGCGAUUUUGCGUAAUAAUCCUGUCACUGCAGCACGUAUGUUUGAUUUUAGGUGGCAUUGUUUUCUCAAAGAGGUCCUUAUGUCACCUCUUCACCCUAUAGGGGAAAUUGUUGAUUAUUUCUAUAGGGUUGAAUUUCAACAGCGAGGUUCACCUCAUGUUCAUUGUUUGUUUUGGAUAAAAAAUGCUCCACAAAUAGAUAAACAAUCUGAUGAAGAAGUAGUUGAAUUUAUAGACAGAUAUGUUUCUUGUGAGGUGCCCACUGAAAAUGAGGAGCUACACAGCAUUGUUACAUCUGUGCAACUUCAUAGUAAACACCAUUCUAAAACUUGUAAAAAGAAAAACACAGUUUGUCGUUUUAAUUUUCCUAAACCUCCAUCGUUGCGAACAUUUAUAUGUCGUAGAAAAGUUGAAGAUGUGCCUGAGAAAGAUGUGUCCAACAAAGAUGUUUCUUGUGAUAGUUGUCAAAAUAACAAGAGAGAAAAACUAAAUGAAUGUACAAAUCCUGAUAUUAACGACAAAUUAAAUGUAAAAUAUGCUCAUGAUAUAAUGGCUACAGUGAAGAAAGCUGUUUUAGAUCAGAACAUAAAAUCUAUGGAAGAAUUGUUUGGCAGUGUAGGUAUAAAUCAGGAUUUAUUUGAAAUGGCAUAUAAGUGCAUAAAUAAUAACACACACAUUGUUUUAAAACGACAGUUAAAUGAAGUUUGGGUUAAUCAGUAUAACAAGUUUGCCCUUCAGUGCUGGAAUGCUAAUAUGGAUAUUCAAUAUGUAACUGAUGCUUAUGCCUGCAUUGUUUAUAUAAUUUCUUAUAUUUCAAAAUCAGAAAGAGAAAUGGGUUUGUUGUUAGCCAAUACACAGCGGGAAGCAUCAACUCAAGGAAAUACUGAUGCAAGGCAAGCUUUGAGGAAAUUAGGUAGCGUGUAUUUGCAUAAUCGUGAAGUUAGUGCACAAGAAGCAGUGUACAGAUUAACAAAUAUGCAUUUAAAGGAGUGCUCAAGACAUGUUCAGUUUAUUCCCACAGGUGACGAUACUGUUCGUAUGAGUUUACCAUUAAGUGUUAUUCAAAACAAAUUGGAGUCUGAACAUUUGAAAAGCGAAGAUAUAUGGAUGACAAGUUUUGUGGAUCGUUACAAGAAUAGACCAAAUCAGACCGCUUUUGAUAAUAUGUGUUUAGCUACAUUUGCAUCUGAGUAUCGCAUUGCAUAUCAUGGUACAUCUUCUGCUAAUAAAAUAAAGUUAAAAAACAAUUUAGGUUUCAUUGUAAAAAGAACACGUACUCAACCUGCUAUUGCGCGUUUUGCUAGAUUCUCAGUGACAAAGAGUCCUGAAAAAUUUUAUCAAAGUUUAUUACAGUUGUUUCUUCCCUAUCGUGUAGAUAGUCAGUUAAAACCAGUGGGCUUUAAUAAUUUUGAACAGUUUUACAGGGAAGGUGAAGUUUUUUUAAGCAAUGGAUCUGUACAUUUAGUGCACACUGUAGUAAAUGCAAAUAGAGCACUUUUUGAAAAAGAUGCAGAUAUGCUGGAUACUGCACAAACAGCUGUAGAUAAUGAUGGAAUAUUAGAAAAUGCAUGGUGUUUGCUCUGCCCUGAACAACAAUUAGAGCACUUAGAAAGUGCGCAAUUAAGACGUGAAUCUCUCCAACACAUAAACGAAACUGAAAGUUGUAUUCCAGAUUUAGCUUUUAAUAGUGAACCGCUUCCUCAGUUAGAGAAAAAAAAAUACUCUGAGUCAUGUAGAUGGUUUGAGUUUAAUUCGUUCUUUAAACAAAACCCAGAUGGCAAUUUUCAAUAAGAUUAGACAGUGGUGUCUAGAUAAAAUUAGAGGAGAAAACCCAAAACCAUUUCAUAUUUUUAUUACUGGUGGAGCAGGCACUGGAAAAAGCCAUUUAAUUAAAGCCAUAAAAUAUGAAGCAACAAGAUUGUUGUCACAAAUUGCU
Cyprinus carpio (common carp) is the source of this 3593-nucleotide messenger RNA. RefSeq lists its product as uncharacterized. The record is from RefSeq and is a predicted model, not a curated record. The transcript has a single exon. Lineage: Eukaryota; Metazoa; Chordata; Actinopteri; Cypriniformes; Cyprinidae. Bases 200 to 3448 code for a protein of 1082 amino acids.